Molecule: messenger RNA, 1265 nt
Organism: Annulohypoxylon maeteangense
Lineage: Eukaryota; Fungi; Ascomycota; Sordariomycetes; Xylariales; Hypoxylaceae
Exons: 4
Coding region: 43-1164 (373 amino acids)
Biological process (GO): maturation of LSU-rRNA from tricistronic rRNA transcript (SSU-rRNA, 5.8S rRNA, LSU-rRNA)
Cellular component (GO): nucleolus
Molecular function (GO): RNA binding
Source: RefSeq, a predicted model, not a curated record
AGAUCAUCAACUCAACCAUUUGACGGUAAAGAUAUCUUAACAAUGGCGCCAGAACUCAGGAAAAGAAAGGCCAAAGAAGUUGCCGUGUCGGUUGCGAAGCCUGCAACUAAAGGCAAAGCGGAUGCUCCAGCUACCAAGCGGAAAGCUGCCGAUGAUGCAAGCCCGGUCGCAGCAAAGAAAUCCAAGCCUGUCAAAGACGACUCUCGUUCGAAGAAGGUUAAAGCCAAUCGAUCAACAGAGACGAAGCCCCCCAAGAGCUCGAGAUCCGCCAAAGUGAACAAGAAGGAUGAGGAAACCGUCGAGAGCGAGGACGGUGAUGCGCAAUCUUCAGAUGACGAGAAGGAUAAUGCCAAGGCUCUCGCGAAAAUCGUUGACAGCGAUGAUGAAGAUGCUGUAGUCGAUACCGACGCUGCAUUUAAGGAAGGCCAAGAUGUAGGCGAAAUUCCGAAAGAAUCUAAGGAAUUGCUCAAGUCCUCUAAGUCUGGAGAUGAUGAGCAUGGCGUUGUAUACAUUGGCCGCCUGCCGCACGGUUUCUACGAACAUGAGAUGCGUUCAUACUUUUGCCAAUUCGGCACCAUUGAGAGAAUCAGAAUGUCUAGAAACAAGAAGACAGGCGCCAGCAGACAUUUCGCCUUCAUCGAGUUCACCGAAGCGUCAGUUGCAGAGGUUGUCGCGAAGACGAUGGACAAUUACCUACUGUUCGGCCGAAUACUGAAAGUCAAGGUCGUCCCCAAGUCCCAGGUUCAUGAGGACCUCUGGAAGGGUUCGAACAGACGCUUCAAGAAGGUACCUUGGAACAAGAUGGCUGGUAAUAACCUGAAGAAGCCGCUGUCAGAGUCAACUUGGACCCAGAAGAUCACGAAGGAAGAGCAGAAGCGCGCCGAACGGGCAAAGAAAUUGCAGGAUAUAGGUUAUGACUUCGAAGGACCUAAGAUCAAAUCCGUUGACGAAGUAGAGAAGGAUGCUCAUGCUAUUGAAGGUGCCGAGGAUGAGGCACCGAAAGCUAUCGAGGCAGCUCCCGAGGAUGUUGCAAUGGAAGAGGAAGUGAAGGAUGACAGCAAUGAUGUGCCAGCUGUUAAGGAGCCUGCUACGAUAAGCAAACAAGGUGCUGCUAAGUCGAGCAAAAAGGGGAAGAAGUCAAAGGCGAAGAAGGCUACUGCAUGAGUUUAAGGCGUUCACUAUAGGUCUACGAUGAGUUAAUGAUAUACCGCUGCUAAGAAGCAUCAUACCACUUGAAUAAUUCGAUGGAUAUAUCUAUGAACUCC